Molecule: messenger RNA, 8739 nt
Organism: Hemicordylus capensis (graceful crag lizard)
Lineage: Eukaryota; Metazoa; Chordata; Lepidosauria; Squamata; Cordylidae
Gene: SLC44A2
Product: solute carrier family 44 member 2
Exons: 22
Coding region: 214-2385 (723 amino acids)
Biological process (GO): choline transport; transmembrane transport
Cellular component (GO): membrane
Molecular function (GO): choline transmembrane transporter activity
Source: RefSeq, a predicted model, not a curated record
CCGCCUGGGCUGCUAAGAGAGGAAGCCGGCAACAGCGAAGCAGCAGCCAGCCAAGGAAGAGGUGGAGGGUGGUCGGGUCGGGUGAGCGUCAGCCGAACCAGCUGGGGACGACCUCCUCUCUCGACCCCGCCUCCUCUUCGCGCCCUCGGGAGCCGCGCCCAAGCGACAGCUCCUGCGCUCGAUCAUUGCCGUCUGCGGCUGAUUUCGACAGCGAUGGACCACGAACCCGGCACUAAGGAGCCCGACGAUGCUGACGGCCCUUACGGGACACCACAGAAAUAUGACCCAACAUUCAAAGGCCCGAUUUAUGACAGGAGCUGUACAGACAUCAUCUGCUGCAUCUUGCUCCUGGUUGCGAUUGUGGGCUAUGUUGUCGUGGGAGUUGUGGCAUGGACACAGGGAGACCCCAGGAAGGUGAUCUAUCCAACAGACAGUCGUGGGCAGUUCUGUGGCCAGAAGGGUACACCCAAUGAGAAUAAGCCUUUCUUGUUCUACUUCAACAUCAUGAAAUGUGCCAGCCCUUUGGUGCUUCUGGAGUUCCAGUGUCCCACCACACAGAUAUGUGUGGAGAAAUGCCCAGAUCAGUACCUCACUUAUCUGCAGGCCUAUACAAGUGACCCCACAGCCACCAAGGAACUUUUAUACUACAAACAGUUUUGUGUCCCGGAAUUUAAUAAUCUGCGAAAGAGCGCACCUGAAGUUUUGAAAGAUGGAGACUGCCCAGCCAUGCUCACUCCAAGCAAGCCCUUGGCUCGCAGAUGUUUGCCUGCAAUCACCACUAAGAAAGGGAUCAUCUUGGUUGGAAAUGCAACAACUUUUAAUGAUGGACGUGGACAGGAGAAAAGGAAUGUGACUGAUCUUGUGGAAGGGGCCAAAAAAGCAAAUGUGGUCCUUGAGGCACGACAAGUUGCUAUGAAGAUCUUUGAAGAUUAUACCGUUUCCUGGUACUGGAUAAUCAUAGGUCUGGUGAUUGCUAUGGUGGUCAGUCUCAUCUUUAUUGUUCUGCUCCGGUUCCUGGCAGGGAUCAUGGUCUGGGUGAUGAUUGUGCUGGUAAUCCUGGUGCUCGGAUAUGGAAUCUUUCAUUGCUACAUGGAAUAUGCCUAUCUGAAAGGACAAGCUGGGUCCGACGUCUCUCUGAAGGACCUUGGGUUCCAGACAGAUCUCCGUGUCUAUCUCCACCUGAAGCAAACCUGGCUGGCUUUCAUGAUCAUCUUGUGCAUUGUGGAAGUUAUCAUCAUCCUUUUGCUCAUUUUCUUGCGCAAGAGGAUCCUCAUUGCUAUUGCAUUGAUCAAGGAAGCCAGCAGGGCCAUUGGUUACAUCAUGACAUCCCUGCUGUUUCCCCUCUGCACGUUCUUCCUGGUGUGUCUCUGCAUUGCUUACUGGGCCAGCACGGCUGUUUUCUUGUCUACAUCUAAUGAAGCAGUCUACAAAGUGUUUAACGAGACUCAGUGCACUUAUGCUGGGAUUACCUGCGACCCAGAGAACUUCAAUACUUCCAGUGUCACCAAGCAGUGCCCAGAUGCCCGUUGCCUCUUUGCCUUCUAUGGUGGUGAGACCGCCUACCACAAAUACCUCAUAAUCUUCCAGAUCUACAAUGCCUUCAUGUUCUUCUGGCUGGCCAACUUUGUCAUUGCCUUGGGCCAGGUCACACUGGCUGGGGCCUUUGCUUCCUAUUAUUGGGCCUUUACGAAACCUGAUGAUAUGCCAGCAUUUCCCCUCUUCUCUUCCUUCGGGCGAGCACUCAGGUAUCACACUGGCUCUCUGGCUUUUGGGUCUCUGAUUCUUGCUAUUGUACAGAUCAUUCGAGUAAUUCUGGAGUACUUGGAUCAUAGGCUAAAAGCUGCCGAGAAUAAAUUUGCCAAGUUCCUCUUGAUGUGUCUCAAGUGCUGCUUCUGGUGCCUGGAGAAGUUCAUCAAGUUUUUGAACAGGAAUGCAUACAUUAUGAUUGCCAUUUAUGGCACCAACUUCUGCACUUCUGCAAGGAAUGCAUUUUUCCUACUCAUGAGGAAUAUAAUCAGGGUUGCUGUCCUGGAUAAAGUCACUGACUUCCUUCUUUUCCUUGGCAAGCUCUUGAUUGUAGGAAGUGUCGGCAUACUUGCCUUCUUCUUUUUCACCCAGAAGAUAAAAGUGGUUCAAGACACAGCUCCUCCCCUCAACUAUUACUGGGUCCCCAUUCUGACGGUGAUUGUGGGCUCCUACCUCAUUGCACAUGGUUUCUUCAGUGUGUAUGCCAUGUGUGUGGACACACUCUUCCUCUGCUUUUGCGAAGAUCUGGAAAGGAACGACGGAUCUCCUGAGCGGCCUUAUUACAUGUCCCCUGCACUGAGUGAAAUCCUGCUGAAAGGAAGCCUAGAAUCUUCCAAAAGUGCUGAGAGCCAAGAAUAGGGACAAGUGCUUGAAGUUGUAAGGGCACAUGCAGGUGUCCCACUGCAAGCCUUGUGCACACCUGGCUGAUUGGUGUGCAAGGUGCUCUUCUGCAUGGCUGCUCGGUGCUCCAUUGCAAAACUUCUCACUUUGAUGUCCAGGGAAGUUGGGGGCGCUUGUGGUGUUUGCACUGAGCAAAUGAAAGGUUGUACUAUCUAACCUGCCUUAACCCAGCAGAUAUCCCAACACCAAAAUAGUGGAGCUAAAAAUGGAAGAUUAAUGGUGUUGGAAAUGGUUCCACUUCUCCACUGUUGCACCAUGUGGGGUGGUUUUCUGUUCUGUCAAAGUACUAUCUCUAUAACGAGAAUGGUUAUUGCAACAGAGCUACAUAUGCAAGAUAACACAUACAUAGAGCACCGCAGUAUAAAAAGGGUGGUGUAUAUUUACAUGAUAUACAUAUCAGAUACUUUCUAGCUCCUUUCCCCUCUUGGAUGAGGCAGAUGCUUCUCUUGGUUGACUUGUUAAUUUCAAGAGUGGUUGCUGCAUGGCUCCAGAGAGAGGCAGAUCCAGAAUUAUUGGGAUGAUAUCCCUUUUAUUUGAGCUACCUGUGUGGGUCAAGUUGGGUCUGGUUAGGUCACAAGUUUCAAGUUGCAGAGGACUUCCUUUGGACAGAAAUGGCGGUGGGGAAUUGCAGUUCAAGAAGCUGAAUAAGCAUCCAAGGGGAUUAUAUUACACUGUCUAACUUUUCUUGUCUUAGUGCCCAUCCCACUUCUGAAAUUCCAGUUUAUGAAUGCUUUUUUAUAUAUGGACUUGCAAAUCUAUUCAGCCAAAGUCAUUCUUCCCAAUAGAUAUGAGUUUAUUUACUUGAAGGCCAUCUGUUUAAUCUUCAUUUAAUAUUUCCUUAUUUGUGUAUAAAGAAAUGUUCUGUAAGACCUGGAAGUUUGCUGUCCUACUCUUGACAACCCCUUUUACUCAAUUAUCUUGAAGCUCUAGCAUGCUAUUGCGAAUGUAGCUGCUUGCAGAUGAAUCUGAUCUAAAUACAGCAACAUUUGCUUCUUUAUAGCUUCUAUAAAACUUGCUUUGAUGCAGAAAGAAAUUAUUUUGUUUCAUGGCUCUCCUUAUAGACUAUGGCCUCAAAUCAACAUACAUUUAGGUGUACCUGUUGAAAGACAUACAUUUUAGCAUGCCUAACAUUGUGUUGCACUGCGAUCAGCAUGCAGCUUUGAGAUUCCCAGUGCAAGUCUGUGCAAAGUUGUGGUUUUACUCAAAAAUCAAUAACUAGCAAGGAUCCUGGAAAUCUGGUAAUGGAUAUUGUGCGUGUCUCCCCCCUCCCCCCCCAAGAAAGCUCUUAAUUUUCAUUUUCAAAAUAUACUUUAUUUUUUCAGUAGUACUUAAAGCUAGGGAUUGCAACAUUUUGUCACUCCUGCUUUACAAAUAGUUUACCCUAUAGUCUGGUCAAAUUUAUUCUCCAUGUUUUGCACCAAUCAGUUCUGCACCCCAAAACAAAUUAUGCAGAACAACAAUGUAUGCAGGUUGGAUCCAUUACUAUUGCUAUUAUUUAUAUACUGCUUUUAAACAACAACAAAAGUUAUCAAAGCAGUUUACACAGAAGAAGGCGGCUUCCUGUCCCCAAAGGGCUCAGGAUCUAAGAAACAAAAGGGAAAUGCCAGCAACAGCCACUAGAAGGAGGCUGUGGUGGAGCUGAACAGAGCCAGUUGCUCUCUCCCUGCUAAAUAUAAGAGAAUCAACAGUUUGAAGGUGUCUCUUUGCCUUGUAAGCAGGGGACCUAAAUUUGCCAGCCUCAUUCUGGAACUAGAGUGUUUUCUAUUUGAAGGUGGGGGUGACAAGCAAUGGUGAGUUUGCUGCAGGAAGAGGGGGAUAGGUGGAAGCUGGGAGUUGUGUGGGACAGGUGGCAUGCUGGAGGUCAGGAAGGAAAACAAGCCAGGUAGAAUAAUGUGGUUAUGAAUCAGCUGGUUUUCCUGGAAGCAGUUAGUGCUUUCUGCAUCUUGCCCCAGGUGGUGUCAAAAGUUCCAGGUUUUGUAGUGGUAAUAACUUCUUUGCAGUGUACCUCAUGAUGCUCCUUGGGCAUCAUGAGUUUGCCAUUUUAAGUGGUAAACUGAGGGAAUUUACUUGCAAAAAGAUGCACAAGUUUGCUGCUUGCAAUGCCAAGUUGGGAAUCCACUCCAUAAGAAAAUAUUUUAAUUGUCUCUUGUUCAUUCUUUUCCCUCAUUGCUGUUAUUGGCACAAGUGGCUCAAAAUCAGGACUACACAACUUUGGACCUCCAACUAUUGUUGGACUACAACUCCCAUCAUCCCUUGCUGCAAGGAAUGGGAGAUGUAGUCCAACAUCUACAAGAGCACCAAAGUUUGUGUGGCCCUGCUCUAAGUAGACCUCAACAAACAACCAGUGGUGAUUUCCAUCACCAUGAGGGCUGAAAAGUUCCUUUUUCAAAAUGAAAUUGGAUAUUUUAAAUCCAAAUGCUACUAUAUGUAGCAUUUCAUGAAACCAGUGGCCCUGCCUAGCAAAUUCUGAGGCUGGGGAUGAAGUGUGUGUGUUUUUAAAGAGUACUGAAAUGGCUUUGAGAAGUUUUGCUUCCUGUUAUAUAUGCACGUUUCUUUUGUCCCACUUAUUGCCUCUGGUCAAACAGGUGUUUAAAUGAUAACAAAACACUGCAAAUCCUGUUUACUAGAGGUAGAAUACUACAAGUGUCAAUUCAAAACUGCCUUCAACUCUCUGAAAACCCAUCGUCUGGCUUGAGCCUUCAAGCUUUGUUCGUUGGCUUGAGCCUGCAAGGAAUAUGAAGACGGGCCUUAGUUAUUGUGGGGCUUCUGUUGAACAGUUUAUUUUCUUUUGAGCAACUGUAUUGGGCCCAAGGUCAGCUUAUGUUGCUUAUCUUAUCUUAUGUUACAAAGGGCCUCAUACCCUCAAGACCACUUUGGAUGCUGUUUGCAAGUGUGUGUAGGGAAGUGGUCAGCAAAAAUCUGCAAAGGUACAUCUUUGUAAUGACGAGUUAAAUUGAGAUCUGAGAUACAUCCUGCGGAAGGGCCAGGCUAGUCUCUGCCAUUUGCACAUUUGACUUACUCCAGUCAAAGACUUCCUUAUCACAAGAUGCAUAUUAUUUCUUUACAAACAAGUAGGGAAACGAUAAUGCUUGAAGAAGUUUAGUAUAAGAGAGACUAGUAAUGUGCAAAAAGAAAAAGACUAGUAAAUUAAAGCAUCCAUAAUGUCAGGGCUGGCUCCAGAUUUCAAGAGGGUCUUGUAACCUCCAUCUACUUGGAGAUUUCAAGUAGCCUCCAUCGACUUGGGUUGGCCCCUGAGAGUUGCUCUGACCACCAUAUAAAAGCUAUGGCCACAGAGGUGGGUUUAGGGAUGCAAAACUUGCUUAAUAUAACCAACACUGCUCUCAUGGACAAUGGCAUACCACAUCUCCAACUUCUCUACUUGAUUCUUCAGAGGGGGAAAAUAUCUUCAUUGCUACCCCUUGUGAAAAUAAAAAGGGCUCAGAGAAAGACUUGUGCCUAGUGUUCCCACUAACAGAAAUUCCUUGACUACAACUCCCAGCAUGCUCAGCCAAACUCCACUGCAGCUAGGGAUUCUGGGAGCUGUAGUCAACAACAUCUGGGAUUCCCUCAUACAGGGAAACACUGUGCCUGCAUUUUAAACACACAAAUGGAAUCCUCUUCUCCACAAUCUCUGCUUCACUAGGGCCUUUAAGAAUUCUUAAACUUUGUGCCAUUGUAUUAAAUUCUAUCCCCCCCCAAAUGGGGAUAGUUUAUGCAAACCUGCUUACACAUAAAGGAGCUCAAGUGACUGCUUUAUUGUGGAUCAACACUUGAGUUGCACCCAGAGAACUGGGAUUCAAGCAGGGAGAAGCAGGAGACUGUGAGCUCACCACCUAUAUUUUUAAAGAUUCAUCAUGCUACACCUUGAGAAUGACAUGACCGAGCUCCUCCUCAUCCUGUCUCAAAAGGGCACAUGGUCCAUCUUCUAUUGCGACAGGAUGGAUACACAACCUGGUUAGAUCUUUGCCCAGCCUAGCAUGAAAAGCUUUCCAGUGGCAUGGCCUUUCUUGCUGGACAAUGGUAAGAGUUAACUAGCUGUUCUGAAUUCUCAUUCAGAAACCUGUACCUAUAGUGGAAUGCACUUGCUAACUUGGGAUGACACCCAGUCUCCACUACAGUUAAUGGUCAAGCCUCUCUUAAUUACCACAGGGUAGGGUUGCUACUAUUAUUUCUAAUUGCCUACCUGGUUCCAGUUUCAGAUUUCUGCUAUCUAGCAGUUCUGAGGCACCCUUUUCACACCUUUCCUGGGGGCGGGGUUGUCUCUCUUUGCAGUGGAAGACCUGGAGCGUAAUGAUGGCUCUACUGAAAAGCCUUACUUCAUGUCAUCUAAUCUGAGAAAGCUCUUGAAGAAGACUAACAAGCAGCAAACAGAUGCAUGAUUGGCUUCUGCUUUCUUGCCUCCAUGGGUAGCAAAUAGACACUCUGAGAAACAUACCUGAGCUUUGUCAAGCCAAGUUUUUGAAGACUGGCAUCUGUGGGGUUAAAAUGUUCUGUUUCCAUUUCCUAUGCCAGACAACAGUAACUUGCCCAGAUUUGGCAACUCUUGGUUUUCCUUUGCAGCCAUAAAUGAGCAAUUUGUGCUGCAGUAAUUGUAUCUUAGAGGUUAAGUGCAACAGAGCAAGUUGAGCAAGUGGGAAAUUUAACUCAAGCAAAGCCACCCAGCCCAGAACCUUCUGUCUGGAGUAGGUGGGCUUCUUGCUUACCAAUACAGACCCAGCAGUCUUUCUAGACCAGGGGUGUCAAACGCAAUCAGGUGGUGGGCUGGAUUUGAUUCUGAUGCUUCUCUGGAGGGCCACACAUAGCCUCAUGGCACCUUCUAUUGCCUCGCACCCACCUCAUGCUGCCUUCUGUCUUUUCCCUCCUACUCCCUCUUUCUCUCCCUUCCUCCCUCCCUCCCCCUGCCACUUACAUUAGCUAAAUGCACUGAUAUACAUCAGAAUAUGCUUUGGGAAAAUUUAAAUAUUUUUCUGCUAUUUUAAAAAGAAAUUCUGAAUAUCAUACUCCCUGAUAACCUACAGACAGCAAAUUCUACAUAUAUAAUCCUGCCACUGAAAUUAGCUGAAUGGACUACUUUUUACACCAGAAUUGUUUUUUGAAAGAAUUGUGAACCAUGAACAUUCUCAGAUUUAACACUUGGAUCAAUAAUGAAAGCAACAUCAUGCCCCAAGCAGAGCUCCUCUUUUCCCCUCUUACCCUUCCUCCUCCUCCGCCCUCUCUUGCCCAGAGAGAGCACCCCAUGCUCUCUUUUGAUUUUGUCAUACUCUUCUCCCUCUGUAUCUCCUACCUAGCGCUCCAUGCUGUAAGCCCGCUAUGAGUGGGGAAGACAGUGGUAGCAGUAGAAAAGGAAGCACUGGGUCCCGCACAGGGUGGUGGGAGAAUGAGACGACAGGCUGCCUCUUCAGCAGGUUGUUGGGGGGAGGGGGAGCAGCAGCGGCUGGUCACAUGGCUAGUCAGUGGAGCUCCAUGGGCCAGGGGCUUGACAUCCUGGGUCUAGACAAAUGAUCCACUGAGGCUGCAAUUCACUUUCUGGUUUUGCUCACUUUUUUCCAUCGGCACAGACAUCGUCUGAAUCAAAGAAUUCUAGUUUAACUGAUUUGUGGAUUGCAACCAAAGUUAAUGCAUUUUAAAAUUAACUCAGAUGUCUGAUCACCCUGGUGACUGUCAUUGCCAUUUUAAAUUUAUUGUGUCUCAUGGAAAAUUACUUCACUGUACAUCCUCAUACACUUCAGAUGGAUAUCUUAAACAUGAACUGUCCAAGGAAAGUUUUAAACCUGACCGAGUGGCUUCAUAAUGGCAGCUGUGAUAAUCAAAGCAGCAGCAUUUAGAUCAAUUGUGACCAGAAAGGCUUGGUUUUAGCAACCAUGGUUGUGGGGUUGCUGGUGAUGGAAAUCUUCUUUUAUAAUAACUCUGUUACUUUGUGAAUGGGGAUGGCUCAAAGUUGUUGCUGUGUUUGAGCUUAUACAAUUGUAGGGGAAAUUUGUAAAAUUGUUUACCAGGAAGAAAAAUUAAAACAAUAAAUUAACAUAAGUACCAAAUAUGAUAUAACCAAAUCUGAGGCAGAACCUAAAGGUUUGCAGAACGUAUCAGGUUUGCAGAAGAAAAUAACAGGAAUAGUUGGGGAAAGUUCCAGAUAGUGUGGUUGUACAUUAUAAAACAACUGGUAUCUCUCCAAAAGAAAAUGCUAUCUAUAUUUUAAAUUUGGCCAGUUUGGCUUUUAUUUUUGCUUUUUAUAUGCCUUUUAUACUCUCCUAUACAUCCCUGUAUCUUUCAAAAAAAGUUUAUAACUGAAAUAUUAAACACUUUGUUUUGUAA